Molecule: messenger RNA, 14767 nt
Organism: Paramuricea clavata
Lineage: Eukaryota; Metazoa; Cnidaria; Anthozoa; Malacalcyonacea; Plexauridae
Source: the annotation of a GenBank genome assembly
GGAAACUUUAAACAGAAUAAAGUGGUUGGCGAUAAUUAUGGAUGAGGUGCACCAUCUGAAGGAUCCAAAGAGGGCGGUUACUAUUGCUUCAAAAUCCUUAAAAGUGAAAUGCAGGUAAAUACAGUUUUCUUUGACGUGGGUCUAAACGUUCACGAGAGUUCACAAUCCCGAAAUUGCUUCUAAUAAAUUUAUAUCGUAAAACGUGCUGGAUGGACUCACUAUUAACUGGGACGAUCUCUACUGCUGUCUCAAAGCAGUUGUCAGACGGGCUGAAAUCAUAUUGCUACGUGGACCGAACCGACUGAAAUCUAUUGAAGCCUGGACAAAUUUGGAGCAGGAAUAUUUUUACAUCGGUCUAAAGUUUGAGAAAAACGCUGAAAGUACCCAACUGCAUGCAUGCAUGCAAGAUUAAUCUGAUUGAAUGUGGAUUGCUUCUUGAAUACAGACGAAGGAGACUAAACGAUUUCCCACCCAGUCUUGCGUAAACACGCUGUCUAAUUUCGCCUUCUUCCCAGGGGCGGAUCUAGCAUCAUCUGCAAGGAGGGGUGCAGGUUUUCCAUGGGUGUGGUGCAUGAAGGAGCCUUAUUGCCCAUGCACUCUCCUCUGCGGUCUAUAACGCUACUAUCCCAACAUUUCCAUUAUUUGAGAUAGCCUGGUAGAGAAUCUGGACUGGACAGUUGCUGUAGCACAGUACAGUAAAAUACUAAAAGUCCUUAAAGGGAUAUGGCAAUAUAAAUUCAGUUUGUCUUAUUUGAAAGAACAUUUAAAAUGAUAUAUAAACUUCCUUUACAAUUAUUCCGUAUCUUGCUUGGUUUUCGAAAUAAAUCGACUUAUUUUGAUCAAAAGCAGCGUGCAUUCCGCCAUCUUGGAUAUGCAUUCGAUAUGCAUACGUCACAAGUAGGGUAAAAAGCGACAUUUUUAUCUUGCAAACCACAUGUCAUUAUCAUCAUUAUGAAACUCGAUUUUCGGAAGUCUUUUUAGUACUCAAUUAACUCACAGCAUUUUAAGAAACUUUUCGAAGAAAUUUACAUGUAGUCCCACAUGAAGAAGUUUUAAAAAGUUUACCCUGCUUGUGACGUCAUCAAAAACUCAGUUAAUUAGGUCAAUUAUAAUACCAAGAUGGCGGACUGCACACUGUUUUUGGUAAAAAUAUUUCGAAAACCAAGCAAGGUACGAAAUAAGACAAGGUUAAUUUUUAUUGCCAUAUCCUUUAACAACUUCGACAUGUUUACAUCUUUAACCAUUUACUGUAACUAAAGCAUUCUGAGUAUUUUCUCGUGAGCUCACACAUCAAUUAAAUCGUUUCAAAAAAUCGACACGCGCUAACAGUAGAAGUUCUGCUAAUCGCUAUUCGAAAAGCAGAAAAUGUAUGGUCAAGCAUAUUUUUAGGGUGGUGCUGGACUUCUCUAGGGGGGUGGUAGACACCACUAGGUGGGGUGCGCACUCCCCUGCACCCCCAGGUAGAUCCGCCCCUGCUUCUUAUUGUACUUUGUCCUUGUCCAUCCUCCAGGGCUUCUCGGCUGCCUUAUGGCAACGUAAGGUAGCCGAGAAGCCCUGGGAACGAGGAUGGUCCUUGCCCAUGUAAACGAGGACAAUACACGACUGCACCUCCAAUAGUUCCAUAUGUUAUUAUUUCAUACAGUUUCUUAUCGUUGACUGCAUGAGCUUAACCUUGGAGAACCAGAGAGAAAACCUCUCGACCCAUGGUAGUACAGUAACAGUAUACCGGGUGUCCCAAAAAAAAGUACUCCUGUUUGAUUCGUAAUAACUUCUAAACAAGUAAAGCUUUUUUAAAGAAAUAACUUGCAUUAAAUAGAGGAAGGACUAACUUAGAUUUUGAUAUAUUAUAGUUGUAUUUAACUUAAAAAUUCACGGAGAUAUUAAUCUUUAAAAUCGGGAGCAUAUUUCUGGAUGUGUCUGAAAUAUGCAAAAAACGGCGUAUCAAAUAUUAAUCAAGAUUUGCCCGACUGAAACAUGCACGAUUACCAGUAAAUAAAUGACACUUGACAAAUUGUUUAUUAUGAAACAAAGUAUUAUUAUAUCUACAAAAUACAAGCAAGAUUUAUUCGUCCGAAAUUCGCGUGUGUUCCUAGCACGAAUACGUUUCCUUAUUUCAUGAGACCACUGCAUCUCAAAGGAUCGUUCGUAGUUCUGAAUUAGCGCCUGCCUUCCAUGUACUUUUUAGUUUGUGAAGACCUAAUAUUAAAUACUUGCAUAAUUUCGAACGUUCAUAUUUCAGGAAACAAUGAGCUAAGACUUACAUGUAAGAUGUCUAAAUCUACGCCAUAUCCCUUACAAACCCUAACGAUAAUUCGCUGAAAUACAAGUUAGCCUGAUAUGUCAUUAAGCAAACAAACGCUGGAGUUAAUAUUUGAUAUGCCGAUUUUCGCUAAUUUUAGACACGUCCCAAAAUAUGCUCCCGAUUUUGAACAUUAAUAUCUCCGUGAAUUUUUAAGUAAAAUACAACUGUAAUAUAUCAAAAUCUAAGUUAGUCCUUCCUCUAUUUAAUGCAAGUUAUUUCUCUUUAAAAGCUUUACUUGCAUGUUUAGAAGUUAUUACGAAUCAAACAGGAGUACUUUUUUGGGGGACACCCGGUACAGUAAACGCACACUAUUCCUCUAAAUAUUAUUUAUAUUAUAACCUUUGCUUUAAACUUUAUUUUCAGGAUAGGUUUAACAGGGACACCUUUACAAAACAGAUUGUUAGAUUUCUGGUCAGUACUUGACUGGGCAAAUCCCGGUUGUUUGGGAGAUAAAGAAGAUUUUACCUAUGACUUUGGUAGACCUAUUAUGCAAGGACAACGAUUUGAUGGCACAAAGCGAGAGCUUGCCACUGGAAGAAAAAGUAAUGGUUGAUUAAUUUUAUUUAAUUCCUUAUAUUCUAAAAUGAACAUCGCAAAUGUUGUUAGAUGUGUUUUUACACUAGAUACAGUUGGUAUGGAUGAUAGUGUACGAACCAAUGCACAAUUAUAUAGAGGUUCAGAUUUAACUUCCACUGCCGCUUCUUCUCACGGCUUAAUACCCUUUUGAUUGGUUACAGUAGUCGUGUAGAUUAAACCCUUUUGAUUGGUUGCGGUAGUGGAAGUCAAAAUCUGAACCUCUCUAAUAUCGGCGACCGGUGCCCAUACAAAACCAUGCCUGGACAGAAAAAUAUCCCACAGUAGGUGUGAUUCGAUGAUGCUCAGAAUUAUGUAAGGCAGCUCUAGAUACAGUAGUACUCAGUGUGAGUGAACUCAGAGUCAGUCAACGCUCUCGCGGGUUUCUUCUGGGCACUCCACUCGGUUUCCUCCCACAGAGAAUAUUGACAGGAUGGGUGAAGAUACACAGAAGCGGAUUCACGAUCCUGUCAACAUUAGCUGCAUUUGGAAUUCAAAUACAUACAGUGUAUGUCGUGAUUUCAUAAAAAAAAAUAAGAUAAAGGAUAUUAUUACGUUUUCGUCCUAGAAUUUUACAUUGUAGGAGUAGGAGAACAAAAUUAUUUCACUUUAACCUUGUAUAAAAGACGAAAUUUAAUGCUCAUUUAUUCUGCUAGAAACACAGGAGUUUCAAUCAAUGAUAGAUGAUUGGUGUUUACGAAGGACAAAGGCUUUAAUUGCAGAUCAACUACCACAGAAAGGUAAUGGCGGAUGCACGCGUUUAGUGCAUUAAUAUAUGUUUCGUUACAUUACAUUACAUUACACUGAUUACAGCACUAGUACUGUAUGUUCCAGGGCUCGAAUUUUAUCGCGGCAAUUGCCGUAGAGGGAGAACAAAAUGCCGUGGAUCAUUGCGGCAACGACGGCAAUUUUUUGCCGUAUAGUGCAAUUUUUAUACUAUUCACUGUGCAUUACUACUUUGAUACUUGAAUUCAGAUGUUGAUCAAAUCAUGCGUAAAUCACCAUUUUUGUCUCAGUUUUCUUCGAAAAAAAAACACUAAAGAAAUACGUCAAGACAUGUUUCUAUCUUGUCAAAAAUCCAAAGUAACAAUAAAAUUAAAGUUUUAUUACAGUAAUUUGAAAAACUGAUGCCUUGGAAACUGCCAAAAUUGCCGUAGACAGCUGUUACGUUCCACGGCAAUUUUUAACGCCAUUGCCGUCGAUUGAUUUCAGGGAAAUUCGAGGCCUGGUAUGUUCAUUACAUUGCAGUACAGUACAAUGAGUACAUAUAAAGGCCGUUUUCCACUUCAAGCGUACCGUAACCGAAACGUGUAAAAAAAUUAAAUUUCAAAAUGUUGUGAAUGUUGAUUGAUUAAUUAAUACUUCCGUAGUACGCUAAAAAUUUAAUUUUGUGGGACAUUUUCCGUAGUACGCUAAAAGUUUAAUUUUGAUAUUCAUUGCUUUUGUGGGACAUUGCUUUGAUAUUCAUUGCUUUUGUGGGACAUUGAUCGUGUUCAUUGCUUUUGUGGGACUUUUCCCACUUUAUUUCAGGCUACGAACGGUACUUUUCCCGAAAAACAUAAAUAUUUUGCCUGCCCCCCUCGCAAAGCCUUGGGCCCAGGGAAAAUUGCUUUACCUUCGAUUUUUCUGCCAACCUCAAAAAGUUUCUGGGACCAAUGGUUCCGUGGUCCGCUACACGGCAAAAAAACGCUCAGGUUGAUGCAAUCAUGAUGAAAACAGGAUUGAACAAUGUUUUGCUGCCCACAUUGUUCAUAGCUGUCAACAAUAUUGAACAAUAUUGUUACACCCGAUUCAGGCUCAACAGCAUUGUUCAACAUUGUUGACAAGUGUGAACAACGUGGGCAGCAAAACAUUGUUCAGUCCUGUUGAGCAACGGGCUCGGCGUUUUUUGCCGUGUAUAUUAUGUAGCCCUUGUACAGUAGUGCCGAUAACCAGACAGCUGCGGAUGGAAGCAUAUAACGUCGACGUUUUGAGUUAGUAGAAGGGCCGAGAAAUGGCCUUAGCUCAAAACGUCGAAGUUCUGGUUGUAUACAUUAGAGAUCUUACGAUUUAGGACGGCAACGGCUACCAAUACAAUAAAUCAUUGAAAAGAAUUGAAUAAUUACAAUAUAUGAAUAAUUUAGACAUUGUCCUCGCUCUGUUUACAACGCCAAAUCACAGAUUUUCACGUCUUGAUACAACGGCUGCAUUUCAAGCCACAACAAGUGCAACUUCAAACUGGGUUCAGCAGAACUCUUCCCAAACAUAAAAUCCAUGUCUUCAACUUCUAAGACUGUAUUAAAUUCAUACGAUUGAUAAUAUACCACGAAUUAUCUUUACUACCAUUUAUUUGAAGGAGUUUGUUCUGGCCGUCGUCAUCGCGUUGCCGUCCUAAAAUCGUAAGGUCUUUAGUAUCUCAAUCCGCAGUUGUCUUUUUACAAUAAUACUAUAGUGUUUUAUUAACAUUGCAUGGGACCAGAGGUUUGUGUCCGCUUAAAACAGAUGUGCGCUUACGACUGUACACAGAAAGAUCCAGACUCGAACAUGAUUUCAUCCGUUUAGGGCUCUGCGGUCACGACACUUGCGACCAAAUGGAAACCAGGCUAGAAAAUAUUUCCUUCCAUGUGUGAAGUUUCGAAUCUCCCAAUAUCCACUAGGACUGCAAUAUACUGUGUAGUUUUAGGUAAACCAAAUGUCCGGAGGGAGGAAAUUACAUUGUAAGAUAUGGUCGUGUGUGUUUUUAGACCAGAAAGUUGUAUUUUGCCCCUUGUCUAAAGUACAAGAAGAUAUAUACAAGACACUCUUGCAGACGAAUGAUGUACAGUUGGUGUUGAAGCAGGGUGAACCUUGUGACUGUAGAAGUGAAUUAACUCGCGGGAAAUGCUGCUAUGCGGUAUGUUGUAAUACGAAAUGUCGAGAUAUUUAUCCAUACUUUAUACUGGCAUCACCCACUGACCCACUAAACGUAUACAAGAUCUUGUGGUUGGUGUAGCUCAGUUGGUUAGAGCGCUGCACCGGAAUCGCAGCACCGCAGGUUCGAUUCCUGCCAUGCAGGGGGCCUAUAGUUUCAUUUUUGAUUAAUCAAAAAUCUUCAAAAUGUUAGUUUUUUUAUUUCGUCCAUUCCCAGGUCAUUCACUCAUUCCCCGUUCCCUUCCUCUAUUCCCCGUUCCCUUCCUCUAUUCCCCGUUCCCUUCCUCUAUUCCCCGUUCCCUUCCUCUAUUCCCCGUUCCCUUCCUCUAUUCCCCGUUUUAAAGGUAGCCUGGUUAGGUCUAAAAUUGUAUAUAAUCUUCCCGUCGAAAUUUCCAUCAGUACAAAAACAAUUCAACUGUAACACGAAAUGCCGUGGUAGUGCGUGGUCGUACGCUUUAUAACUAAGUCGGCGUACGUUUCGUUGACGUUUACGCGAUUUCCUAAUUAAAGUAGUUUUUUACCCAUGUUCUCUGAGUUUUCUAAGUAUACUAAUGAAGAUGAGUUUUAUCAGAUAUAAAGUCACUCCACGUGACAUAUUAUGACUGACAUGAUUUGCCACAAGGUUUAUGAAUUAUUAAUGAGUAUUUUAAACAUAUAUAACGUGAAAUUUUCAACUACUAAUUUAAGCAUUGCAUGAGCAUUUCAAUUUUGGGGUUGUAAAUAGCGAGAUGGUAAAUUGAUGACGCUAAAUUGGAACGGAGGAUGUUUUAACAUCCUAAAUUGGAACGGGGGAUUUUUUUUUAAUUGGAACGGAGGUGUUUUUGAGGAUGUUUUAAUCCUUCUUAUACUUAAAAGUAUAAGAACGAUUUUCAAGUAAAUAACUUAUUGUAAGUUACUUAUCGUACGCUUUCCUAGAUAGUUGGCGUACGCCAAGCUGUUUUUGGCGUACAAUCGUACGUCCGUACAACGUUCGUACGAUUGCACGCCUAUUUUAACCCUUUGUUUAGGUAUAUAUCGUAUGCAUGCAUGGGACUUAUAGUAAGAGGUGGACCAUAUCUAAUAUAUUUAGGUGGAAUAUAUCGUAUGGGACCUUGUAAUAAAGAGUGAACCAUAUAUAAAUUAUAUAGCUAUUUCUCUGGAAUAAAUUACUGCAGUUCUUGGCACAAAAGUGGGAAAUGCUAAACAUUCAGUUCUGACAAUUAUUGAUCGGAGAGGUUAAAAUCCAACAAGAAACAGUUCGUGUAUAUAUCUGAGCAUUUAUAGUAAAAUAAAGGCUGCAGAAUAAUAAUGAUUUAUUGGCAAUACAUCCACAGAGUGGCUCUUUGCUUACCUAAAUAUACAAAUAUAAUAAAAUUAUAUACAAAUUCUACAAACUAUAUACGAAUAGUACUGCAAUAUAACUGUUAAACAAGGUUUUUACAUAUAAAAUUAUUAUUGUAUUAAAAGUUAAAACAAAAUAUUUAUAAUUAUGUAACUAUAAUGGGAUAAUUUCAAAGUUUAGCCACGUCUUGACCAUGCUUUCAAGACUAAGAAAUUCUUGGCCUCUUUACAAGGUACUCGAUAGUCCCUGCAGUUCCUAUUUUCUAUAGGUAAAUUAUUAAAAAGAUGUGCUGACUGGUCCUAGCUGUAAUGUGUUCUUAAUUAGAGGAAUUUGAAUUUGACAGCUACAGUAUACUUCUCGAUCUAAGAACUCGAGAAUGUUCCACCGAGAAUGUUAUUUUAUUAUCCAUGCUAAUAGACAACGUCAACUAAGAAGAUUUUAUGAUAUGUAGCUGAAAUUUCUGCUCGAAAAAUGAUCGCUGUAUAACAGUAUUGGCGCGAGAAGAUCUACCCUACCUGUUGUUGCUUACAUAUUAAUAAUUUCGUUUCAUUAAAAUAUGUUUUUCGUUCUAACUGAAGGUGAAUGAAGAAGGAUCAAACAUGAAGAAACUGUUAUUACAAUGUCUAAGACUAUUUCUAAAGAUUUCAAAUCAUGCAGCCUUAGUUCUUCCUCAUGUGAAACAGACUGACGAUCAACGUAAACGGGUAGGUGCGUGGUUACUUUACCAUGAUUCUCUCCUAUAUGUCCCUGCAGGUUAUCGAAGUAUGAGAUGGAUUUACAGGCAGAUUCUUUUUUCAAAUAUUUUCUUUACAAUCUUUGAAUCUAAGUUACUCCCAAAGCUGUCACUAGCUCCGGCCUUUAUCAUUAGUGAAGUCUCAAGUCCUCCAUGCCCCCCUUCUACGUUUCUAAAACACUGCAAUAUGAACCGUGUUCAUGCUAUGUUGAUUCUUGAAAUCUCUGCCAGAGGGCAUGUGGUUGAAUUUUUCGCAGCUUCUCCGGGUCAGGUCUAAAAAAUAUAUAGACAGUUGUUCGUUGUAGCUUCCCGACGAACGGUCUUCGCUCGAAACGUAGAAGUUCUGCUUGUAUUUUUCAGGUAUAAUUGUUGUAUAUCUCUCAAUCCGCAGCUGUAUGGUUAUCUAUCGUCGAUAUAUCAUAUAAUUUUCGCUCGAAAUUUACAAAAACCUUUAAACUCUCAAUCUCUUCCCCUUUCUCAGAGAAAACCACCGCUGCUCAGCCUUACAGUAUGCUUGAAUAACAUUCAGCAUGAACAUUUGCAUUUUCAAUUUCAACAUUUCUUUUAUUUUCUAGGCCAAAGUGAUAUGCGAGAAAGUGUUUGCGGUACAUCCAGAGUUUGAGGCGGCCAGCAAAUCACCCUCGUUUGAGUUGUUUUCUGACAGCAAUUUUUGUGGAAAGAUGAAGGUUUUAGACAAAUUAUUAAAAUUGUUUCAACAAGAAAAGGAUAAAGUGUUACUAUUUUCGUAUUCUACGCAAGUAAGUAUAGUGUUCCAAUAUUUCAUUGCUGUAACUAUUGUAUUGCUCCAUAUUAACAAUCACGAUUUCAAUAUGUACAGGGAUUUCUUACCCUAUAGAUUAUUGCUAAUCCUCAUAUUAAUCCUAACCCUAACCUAAUUCCAACUCUGAAUUUUACUCCAAUCCUAACCUAACGUAAAACUGUGUACCAAUGUUAUUGUGACGUCAUCAUCAUUUUUAAGUGAAUUCAAAAGAAAAAUCUCCACUUAAUCUAUUAUACACUGUUAAUUCAAUAUAUUAGUCUUUAUCAAUUUAGUCGGCAUCUAAAUUUAUGCAGAACAUAUUAAGUUGUAGGUUCGAUAUAUUGUUCCUUAGUAAUGAUAACAAAUAAAUUAGAACAAGGAUUCAUUCUGAUAACUGACGCUGACGUACCACCACUCGAUUCACGAUGUUUAGUUUAAUCACCCAUCAAUAUAUUGUUCACGGUAUAUCGUAUGUCUAUCAAGAACCAUUCUUGUUCAUUUGUUACAUUUUUCUAUCAUACAGUUACUGGAUAUGCUUGAGGCAUACGCGAUAAGUUGUGGCAUGGUGUACCGACGUUUGGAUGGCAAGACUCGUGGAGAACGAAGACUUGAUGUAGUAAGAGAUUUUAAUACAAACCCAAGUAUAUUUCUGUUUCUUGUUUCAACCAAAGCUGGUGGUGUAGGUCUGAAUUUGACUAGUGCAAAUAUUGUUAUUGUAUUUGAUCCGAGUUGGAACCCUUCUGAUGACCUACAGGCUGAAGACAGGUGAGAAUACGUAUAUAGUUAAAUCUUUUUAAGACAGGCAAAUUCGGACCCUUCUUGCAUUUCUUCGCAUAUAUAAAGCCCAUUUUAGAGUUGUGUGUCUUAAAUGCGAUUACACAAUCUGUAUUCAACCAGGCAAACGCCUGUUAAUGCUUUGCAGGCUAACCUCAGGCUGGUGUUUGUAUGAUUAGCGUGACUAGGAUGGGCCGAAAAAUUAGAUACAAACGGCCCACUCCAUAAACGCAGAAUCACACUACCAACAUUUCUUUUAACCAAACAUACUACAGUAUGAUUAAAGUUCAGUUGUAGCAAUGCUUCGUUUCUUAGCAAAUACUGAGGGCCUGCCGUGAAAUGUUUUGAUGGACCAAAUGACAGGAAAAUGUUCAUUCUUCUUGAUUGUGUAUAGUCAGCACACCGCUCGCUAGCUUUUCGUUAGGUGUCCGCUAAUUGUCCGCUGGCUGUUCACUAGCUGUUCGCAAGCUAUCUUCUUGCUCUCUGGUAUCUGUUCGCAAGAUGUCUACUGUCUGUUCGAAAGCUCUCUAAGUACUAACUGUUUGUAAGCUGUUUACAUAUUGUUUGCAAGGGAGAGAGAGAGGGGGAGGGAGAGAGAUACAGAGAGAGGUAGAUACAGAGACGCAGAUUCAGAUACAGAGAUACAGAGAGAGGUAGAUACAGAGAGAGGUAGAUACAGAGACACAGGGAGAGGUAGACGCAGAGAGAUACAGACGCAGAGAGAUACAGACGCAGAGAGAUACAGACGCAGAGAGAUACAGACGCAGAAAGAUACAGACGCAGAGGGGGAGAGAGGGAGAGAGAGGUAGAUACAGAGAGAGGUAGGUACGAGACGCAGAUACAGAGAUACAGAGAGAGGUAGAUACAGAGAGAGGUAGAUACAGAGACGCAGAGAGAAGUAGACGCAGAGAGAGGUAGACGCAGAGAGAGGUAGACGCAGAGAGAUACAGACGCAGAGAGAUACAGACGCAGAGAAAUAUUAUUGAGAACUGGUACAACAAUUGAAAACUGACAUUUUCCAUUUUUAUCCUUCCUGGUGUUCACUACACUGUAAAUGCGUAGAAUUAGAGACCUACGCCUUUUAUCAAGGUUAAUUAAUCUGCAUCUGAUCGAAUCGGUUGCAUCUAUUUAUGCAUGCAUGUAUUUCUAUUGAAAAACUUUGUUAAAAUAUCUGAAAUAGUCAUUUGAAAGGUAUUAACCCAGUGAAAAAGCAAUUUUUCCAAUGUAACUUUCUGUCAAUAUAUUAAUAUGUGUGCGUAUUUACUACCAGUUUGAAUUGAUUUUAUCUUGUUAGAGCAUAUCGUAUUGGUCAGAGGAGAGAUGUCAAAGUGUUUCGUUUGAUCUCAGCUGGAACUGUGGAAGAAAAUAUGUACUUACGUCAGAUUUAUAAACAGGUUUGUUCCUUAUAUAAUUAAGGCUGGUUUAGUGUGAUUUACUAUUGUAAAAAUGUAAUCCUCCUUCGAAGACAUUGAUAAAAGGACAAGUUUCCUUGGAAGACGUCACUAUGUCCUUGGAAGACGUCACUAUGUUCACGGAUAAAUUGGUGAAAAUGACCUUUGAAUUUUGUAUAAACAGCCCUUGCGGGGCCGUUAUUUUGGAUGGCCAUUACUUUCGAGAGGCUGCUACGGGUGUUGAAAGGCGUAAAAGUGAAUAUCAAUUAAAAGUAUUGAAAAAUUUAGCUUGCAUGACAGUACGAUGACAUUUCAGAUCACGAUUCAUAACAAAUUAUUUGAUUGCUACAAGCUACGCAACUUCACGUACCACUACUGCCAUGGUACCACAACUGUACACGUGAUAUGAAUUGGUCAAUUUACAUCUAAUUGUUAUGCAAGCUAGAUUUGUAUAUUGAAUGUAAACAUAGGGUGAUUUUUUCUGUGUUGGUGUUGUGUACUCAGGUGAAUAAUGUGAUGUUAUUCUGAGUGUAUAUCCACACCGGGCGAGCUGGAAAAAUUUGCCCGGCCACGGUGGGAAUCGAACCUACGACCUUUGGAAUACUAGCCCAAUGGCGGGAAUCGAACCGUCCUGACCGCGUAGCUCAGUUGGCAGAGCAUUGGGCUAGUAUUCCAAAGGUCGUAGGUUCGAUUCCCACCGUGGCCGGGCAUAUUUUUCCAGCUCGCCCGGUGUGGAUAUACACUCAGAGUAACAUCACAAACAUCAUAGGGUGAUUUGUUACUUACAGCAUAGUAGUAAGACUAGUAAUAUCUGCCAGCAGCCAGGUAUUAGCAAUUUCAACAUUCUAAUGUUCAGUACAAGCUCUACAAGGUGAACAUAUCCUCUUGACUGUUUGGGAGAUUAUGUGGGGGAGAACUCACUACCGUAGGAAACAAUUUUGUAUUGGGGGGGUUGAUUAGUCAGGGGGCGAUUAUUAGGUAAUUAUUUCCCUCUCAAACUUUACAGCUUAUCACUAGUUUACAAAUUAUUGGGGCUGCAGCCUCUCCCGGUUGCUACGGCCCUGUGAACUAGCUGGUGUGUGAUUAUUACAAACAAGGAUUUUCCAAAAAUUAAUGUUAUUUUUUGUAUUGUAGCAACUAGCAAAUGUAGCUGUAGAAGGCAACAAUGAACGACGUUAUUUUACCGCAGUCGAUGGAGAAAAAGACAAAAAAGGAGAGUUAUUUGGGAUUGAAAAUCUCUUUGCACUCAGGAAUGAUGGCUGCUCUGUCUCGACUGACAUAUUUAAGAGGUCUGACAAAAUUGAGAGAGGAUUUCGAAUGACGAAGUACGAGUUGCAGCCCAAAGAGAACGCUGGACAAACAUUGGUAUGCCUGUUUCUGAUCGUGGCACUUUAAGAAAGGACUGUAGAAUGAUAUAGAACUGUUGUUUAUUUACGACUUUAUAUUUCUUUUUAAGAUCGCCGAAUAUUCAGCUAGUCCCUCCGUGCAGUGUCUGGAAACACAAGAAGAGCAGAACAGUUAUAAUUUAGAUGAAAUAACUUCACAGUAUAUAGAAGAUGAAACAACAAACAUAGAUUGUUUACACAACAAAUCACCAGAAAAACAAAACCGUGUUGAGGUAUCACACAAUACUGAAGAUAACUGUACGGAUGAUGGGAAACAAAAAACUAACUUCACUAAAAUCUUGGAUAUUUCUCAUGAAAUUGAGAAACUCGAUAAAAGUUUUGCACCAUCACAUGAUAACGACAAACAGAAAAGACAGAAAAAUAAACAGUAAGGAAAUUGUCAAAUUUAAAAAUGUCGUUAGUUAUCAUAAGUAAAGACUCGCUUAAGCUCCAGCAUUAUUCGUAACUUUCAUGGUUUAUUUUCAGGGGUGCAAGUAUUUCCAAAAGAAGACCAAUUUCUAAAGAUAGUCAAGUUAAUCAGAUACUAGGUAUUAUAGCACGUAUAAGCUUUCCUGGUUUAUUGGAUGGGACUAACCUGAAUAAGAUUAACAACAAACACUUCAACAUUUUGAGCUUCGUUCGAAACGUCAAGGUGUUUUAAUCUUAUGUUUGCGAUGUUACUCUGAGUGCAUAUCCACACCGGGCGAGCGUGAAAAACAUGCCCGGCCACGGUGGGAUUCGAACCUACGACCUUUGGAAUACUAGCUAAUCGAACCGUCCUGACCGCGUAGCUCAGUUGGAAGAGCAUUGGGCUAGUAUUCCAAAGGUCGUAGGUUCGAAUCCCACCGUGGCCGGGCAUGUUUUUCAAGCUCGCCCGGUGUGGAUAUGCACUCAGAGUAACAUCGCAAACAUAUUAUUCACCUGAGUACACAACACCAACACAGAAAAAUUAAUGUUUUAAUCUUUUUCAGAUGGUGUAGACACCAACAAAUGGACCCCCACAUUUCGAAUACCAUCGACUUAUACCUGUUAUUUCAACACGAGUUAAAUAACAUUAUGCAACCUCAUUAAACUGUGUUAAUUCAUGUAUAUAGUCUCCAAUUAUUCGAACAAUUUCAAGCUCCAAUAUGUCUGUUAUGUAUUCAUUUUUGCUUAUGUACACAUGUAAAAUUUCAUUUCUUUGCGUAAUUCAGAGGAGUGUGGCGUUCAACAUACACAUAGUAAUAAGAUGAUCAUUGGCACAAGUGAAGCUGAAAAUGAGAUGACGUCACGAGCAAUGAAGGAAGUGUUUGAUCUUGGUCAAUAUUCUCAGCAACCUGCCAACUGCUUUGCCGCUGCUGACCAGGUAGAUACAGCUACGUUACAACACACGAUCUUUCUAAAUUUUACUCGAAACCAUGCUAUUACCUAUACCUAUCACAUGCCUAAGGUCCUGUUUAUAUGGAAACGAACUAGUCGCCAGCGACCAGAUCCCAGUUAUUAUAGUAUAAUAAAUCUUUCAAUUUAUUAGAUUAUUUGUCGAAAAAUCGACUACAAUAACAACAAAAACAACCUUAAAACUCGCUAAAAAACGUUCGCAGUUCGUUCUAAAAUCAUGCGAUUCUGUUUCUAUGGCAACCGUCUCCUGAUUGGCCGGCAUAUAAUGCCCAAACAACAUAAAUUAAUAUAAAUUAAAAUGUUUAAUACACUGCCCGGGUUGAUCAUUUAAGAUGAUCAACUCAUAGAUAGUCUUCUAAGUUCUUCUCCUCGCAACGCAGCCUGUCGUCGUGGUCGUCCGUCAUUGUUAAACGGCUUCAUCAUUAUUCAAAUUGUUAACUUCAAGUUCCCUUGGUUGAUCCGUUGUCACCUUAUCUUCUUCUUCGGAGUCUGCAAUCCCUUCGUCGGUCGAUCUAAUUUCCAAUGGAACUAAAUGUUGCAUUACUCUUCUUAAACAGACUGGGUUUCUUUCGCCGUUUGCGACUUUGACACUCGCAGCUCGUAUCUGACCAUCCUUGCUUACCAACAGCUGGCUAGUUUCCAGAAAGCUCGUUUUGUAGAAUCCGACUUCACCAAAACUAUGUCUCCUACAGAUAUAUUCGCUCGAUUCGACUUCGAUUUGGACUUACACGUAGCGUUUUCUCGUAAACUAAGCAAAUACUCUUUUUUUCCAUUGAUCGGUAAAUUGCUGAAGGACCUUUCUUUGGUGCUUUGCUCUUUUUGUCAGGACGUUACUGGUACUCAUAAUCUCGUAAUGUUUACUGUUUGGCAUCGGGGUAAUUUGUCGACCGUUAAUCAAUUGAGAUGGUGUCAGUCGAUAAGAUAAAGAUUCUUCGUCGUCAUAGACGUACGUAAUUGGACGAGCGUUUAUUACAGCUUCGAUUUCGAUAAGAACGGUAUUUAGUUCUUCCAAAGUCAGCGUUGAUCGACCAACAAUCUUUUUUAGACAUCGCUUUAUUAUCUUUAUCAAUCUCUCCCAGAAACCUCCCCACCAUAGGGCCCUUUCCACGAUGAAUGUCCAAGUAAUGCGGUUAUUGGCAAGACGACUCAACACAUCCUGUGAACGUGAUGUUUGUAUUUCUUUCGACGCUGAUCGGAAUGUUUUAGCAUUGUCCGAUAUAAGCAUAGACGGCACUCCUCGACGACUAGCAAAACGGCGAAAU